CAGGCAUCUACCUCAACCUCUGAUGGAAUGCUGACCCUGGACCUGAUCCAGGAGGAGGAGGCCUCUGCAGAGGACCCCAGCAGCUGCGAGGGAAGCUUCAGAGUGGACCUGGACAAGUCUGUGGCACAGCUCAGCGCUGCCCGGCGCCGCUCGGAGGACUCCCAAGCCCCCCAGCAGGGGCACACAGGAAGCCUCCCCAGGAGGGAGGACUCCUUGGAGACAGGGACCAUGUACACCCCCCAGGUGCCCAAGAAGCUCUCUCACUCCGAGAAGAACAAAUGUGCCUCCAUGGAGGAGAUCCUGGCCCACAGGGACUCUGCCCCGCUGAGGGGGGUGCUGAGGAGGGGGCUGGAGGCUCAGUUUGCCCCAGCAGAGCCAGAGCAGCUCUCCAGGAUACAGCAAUUGGUUGCACUGAAGCUGGAAAAAACUCAGGAACUGCUGACAGAGGUGAAGGGCUACGGAGAAGGCAAGAGGAAGCCCAAGGAUUCCAUCACCACCAGCACCCCACCAGCACCACCACCACCAUCGGACUCUGAAAGGAUCCUGCAGGAAUCUGAGAGGUUGUUGGGGGAGGCUUCCUCUACCUGGAGCCAGGCCAAGAGGGUGCUGCAGGAGAUCAAGGAGCUGAGGGACCUGUACAGACAGUUUGAGCUGCAGCAGUCGGACUCCAAGGCCAAACAGAGCUCACAGUCCCACUUCAGGAAGAGUCUGAUGUGA
Messenger RNA from Indicator indicator, 717 nucleotides. RefSeq names its product pleckstrin homology domain containing O1 (gene PLEKHO1). Gene Ontology annotation, biological process: regulation of myoblast fusion. The record is from RefSeq and is a predicted model, not a curated record. NCBI's taxonomy places the organism in Eukaryota, Metazoa, Chordata, Aves, Piciformes, Indicatoridae. Gene Ontology annotation, cellular component: muscle cell projection membrane; ruffle membrane.